AUGGAGGCUGCGGGGCUGCUGCCGCUCCUCGUCGCUUUCGCCGGGGCCGCCGUCCGAGGAGCCCUGUCUGCCUGGCCUCCUAAUGUGACUUACACUAUCCAAAAAGAGACAUGCACCUUGGAAGUGAAGUGGUCGCCGGCAGCGCCACCCAGCAGAAACUGCUCACGAAGUUACGUAGUUGCUCUGCGCAUUGAUGGAGAUUGGGAUCCACAUUCAGAAAGAUGCUUGAAAAGCCCUCCUUGGAUAACAGAAGUACCUCUCGGUAAAACAAUUGAUUUUGCAAUCCAAACUUCCUGCCAAAAAAAUUGUGAGGAUGUACCAGACUGGAAAGAUGGCACUUUGCAUGUUGAACAAAAUUUCAUGCUUCGCUUCAGGCGGACAGUGCUUAGGAGGAGGAAGGGGAGCGAUCUCACUUUCGAUGGUCUUGCCUUUCCAGGGGUUGCAGGUACAGGAGCCAGAGGUAUUAACUGCACUUGGUGGAAUAGGAACUACAUGGAAUGUUUAUGGCAGUCUGGAGAGAAUGCAAGCUCUGACACUCCCUACAAGCUGUUCUACGGGUGUAACGAAGUACAUCAGUGCAAAAAUGUCACUCGUAACGGAUCUGAAUUUCAGUGCGGUUUUGACUGUGUCAUUGGGAAUGUCCCAAGUAUCAUAAUUUCAGUUCAAGGCAGUUCUGGGAACAUUCAACCCAUGUGCUUGAUUUUGGAUUCAAUAAAUAGUUUAGUAAAACUUUAUCCUCCACGGAUCAAACACCUCUCAAAGAAAGGUAGUGAAGUAUUUUUAAACUGGACUGAACCAGAGGAAUUAUAUAACUUGUGUUAUGAAGUAGAAGUUACUAGCAAGUCAGACCGUAAUAGCGAACCAUACCAUAAGAUAUACAAGAAUAAAGGCAGCGCAACAAUCCCGGUUGAGCCGGACGUGCAGCACACUUUCCGGGUGAGAGUCAAGUCAGACGAUGGUCAGUGGAGCGAUUGGAGCGAAAUGGAGGUUUUAGGUGGUGAAACCUCCCCAUUUCCUAUUCUUUUGUUCAUUUUAAUUCCCUUAUGUGUGGCACUACUGUUGGUCAUUUUGCUAAUUUACCUCAAAAGGAUUAAACGGCUGCUUCUUCCAAAAAUCCCUGACCCUGAACAGAUUCUGAAGUACAUGUUUCAAGAGCAGAAUGAAAGCCAGCCCACACAUGAAACAGUCAACACCGAGGAAACCCAUUCAUUGAUGAUUGUGGAGCCUGCUGGCAAUGAGAAGUGAGGAAACCAAGUUCUGAUUGUCAAACGACGUCUGAAUGUAAACCAAACAUAUGAGGCCCAGGAACUGAUGCUGC
Molecule: messenger RNA, 1318 nt
Organism: Euleptes europaea (tarantolino)
Lineage: Eukaryota; Metazoa; Chordata; Lepidosauria; Squamata; Sphaerodactylidae
Gene: IL13RA1
Product: interleukin 13 receptor subunit alpha 1
Exons: 10
Coding region: 1-1245 (414 amino acids)
Biological process (GO): cytokine-mediated signaling pathway
Cellular component (GO): external side of plasma membrane
Molecular function (GO): protein binding; cytokine receptor activity
Source: RefSeq, a predicted model, not a curated record